AUGCGACCACGCACCCAAACAGCCGCUGUGUCCAAACCCAAACUCCCACCCCUCAUCUCCAGAUCCACCGUAACGACACCCGACAGCGCCUUCCACAGCGAUUACUCCCCCAAUGACCCCUCCAGCAUCUACACAAUCCACCAGUCCCUGAAGCCCGAUUACACCAUAAUCGACAGCUCAGGACUGGCCGUCUACCACAUCAAAACAAAGGGCCUACUCCGACCAACAUCACCGCAUCUAACCAUGUACGCGGGCAAAGAUGCAACAGCGGGUCCCGUCGUGGCGUUUGCGAAGUUCUCGCGAAACUCGUCGCCCUCUGCGAAGCUUGUGCGUGGGAAUCCCGAGAACGCGGCGGAUGCGAUCUGGGAAGAUCUGCGGCGGGUGGAGAGGUGGGCGUGGGCUGGAGCUGGGGUGCGGUAUCGGUGGGAGAUGGCGAUUAUCAAUUGGGACCGCGAUGGGGAUGGGGAGGUGGUCAGGAAGGGCUUUUUGUGGAAGCGGACGAAGGCUUUUGCUGUGGAUGGUGGGAGUGAUGCUAGUGGCAGUCCUGGGUAUCGUGGGCAUGUGAGGGCGAGUAGUAUGGGUGCGAUGAUGAGUAGGAGUGUGGAGAGGCAGAGCUAUAAGCUUGUCGAUGAGGAGACUGGGGAGUUGCUGGCGGUGUUGUCGGUUGAUGUUGGGAUGGGCAGGUUCAGAAGACUGGGCAGGAUGCGCUUUGUGACUGAGAAGUACGGGCUGGCGUUUAAGAUGAUGGUCUUUCUGUCUGGGCUGGUGGUUAACAGUUGGGAGGAUUUAUGA
Aspergillus puulaauensis is the source of this 792-nucleotide messenger RNA. RefSeq lists its product as uncharacterized. The record is from RefSeq and is a predicted model, not a curated record. The coding region runs from base 1 to 792 and encodes 263 amino acids. NCBI's taxonomy places the organism in Eukaryota, Fungi, Ascomycota, Eurotiomycetes, Eurotiales, Aspergillaceae. The transcript has a single exon.